UGUGCCAUGAAGAUUAUCGGUACCAUCGAACAAAUUGAACAGAUACAUUUGGAAUCUUCUCCUUGGCUGUCGCGUUUGGCUGUUCGUGAGAGUCGUUUACCUUCUGAUAUCCCGCAUAUCCCGAUUUUGAUUGAGGAUAUUCCUCGAUAUACGUCUUUAUCUGAUUAUACAAAAAAUUGUAUACAGACCAUACAAACAAUUGGUGAGAUAUUACCCAUUACAGCGCGAGUUGCGCAUUUACGAAGUAUUUCAUCAGAUCGCGAGGCGAGAGUUACUCUUAGUCUAGAGGAACUUCCUGUGCAUGCUCUUUAUUCCAAGGACAGCAAGGGAAGGCACCUAUUUAUAUGGGAAAAAUUUAGUAUUUUUAAAAUUUUUGGAAUGUUGGAACAGAAGAAUAAUGAAGUUGUAAUGACAGCUCAUAAACUGCUAAGAGUCCAAGACAUACGUGGCAGUUUGAAUACAUUAUCAUUAUUGUCUUCUGCAGUUCGCCCCAUGCAUUACCAAUAUAAAGAGUUGAAAUAAAAUGAAAGCGAAGAAUUUAAUGAAUGAAUCUUCCUGCACAUACAUUUAAAUGUUCGAUAUUAAGAGCUAGUAUCACUACAAUAAGAGCAUUAUUUAAUCGAAACAUGAGUAUAUUCACACAGUGUUUGAAUCCUCUCACUGGUGUUGCUUCGUGGGAAGAGAAAGAUCAAUAUUACGAUUAUCAUCAAGAAGUAGCUAGAUCUGCCUUUGCAGACAUGUUACAUGAUCAUGAACGAAAUGAGAAGUAUUACUUGGCCCUCAAAGCUGCUAUUGAGAAAAAACAUCAAGCCGGUGAAGAGGCUAACGUUCUUGACAUAGGCACUGGAACAGGAUUGCUGUCGAUGAUGGCUGCCAAGUGCGGAGCAGAUACUAUAACGGCAUGUGAGGCUUUCAAACCAAUGGCCAAAUGUGCCGUACAAAUAAUAAAGGAGAAUGGCUUCGAAGAUAAAAUUCAAUUGAUCCGUAAGCGUUCUACGAAAAUGAUAGUAGGCAAAGGUGGUGACAUGCCAAAACGCGCAAAUAUUCUAGUUACUGAAGUGUUUGACACUGAGUUGAUUGGUGAAGGAGCAUUAUCAACAUUCCGUCAUGCACAUGAGGUUCUUCUCGAGGAAGAUAGCAUUGUCAUUCCACACAAAGGAACAGUAUGGGCACAAGUAAUCGAAAGCUUCAAAGUCUGUUGUUGGAACCGAGUAAAGCCUAUUAAGAACGAUGAAAUGUUGAUCGAUACACCACCGGCUAUUCAAGCAUGCUCUGGUGCUGCAGCUGUACAUGACAUGCAACUAUCACGUCUCUCUCGCGAUACUUUUGUGCCUUUGUUGCCAGCACAGCCUAUUUUUAGGUUUGAUUGGUCUGGUAAGAAACCCUUAUUGAACAACGAAAAAGUAUCAUUACUUACACAAUCGAUAAGAAGUGGAACCGCACAUGCAAUUUUUAUGUGGUGGGACUUGAACAUGGAUACAGAUAAUCAGCUGCUGCUGAGUUGUGCACCCGUAUGGGAACAUCCAGAUGUACCUGAUAAUGUGAAAAAAGAUGUCUCAUGUUUGCAAAAGAUGGCAGAUUUGAUGCCAUGGAGAGAUCACUGGAUGCAAGCUGUCUAUUAUCUUCCAGAAGAAAUAUCUAUUACAUGUGGCACUGAGGUCAAUCUUAUCGGUUAUCAUGAUGAAUAUUCCUUCUGGUUUAAAUUAUUGAGUGGGCCUAUAGAUGGGAUUCCAGAUUGCCAUAGGCCCGAGUGCAAUUGUUGGGCGCAUAUCGCAUACUCGCGAACGCGUAUUGGUCAAUUAAACGACACAGUUCGUAAUCAGAGAUAUCUAAAGGCUUUGCGAAAAAAGAUUACUCCAAAUAGUGUUUGUCUCUGCGUUUCGGAUGGUUGUCUGUUGGCCCUCGCGAUUGCAAGAUUAGGUGCAAAAGUGUUCUUAUUGGAGCAGAAUUUUCUGUCACGUAGAACCAUGGAGAUGUUUGUGCAGACAAACGAGCUCUCUGAUCGAGUAAAGAUUGUCGAGUCGGUUGACAGUCUACCGCAGGCAAGCGAAAUCGAUUUCAUUUUUGGUGAGCCAUAUUUUCUGAGCUCCAUCGUGCCUUGGGAAAAUCUACGAUUCUGGUAUCUCGCUUCUAAAUAUCCAUCGAGUAUUGCGAGGAUGCCGGUCAUGGCGACGAUCAGAGCCGUCGCUGUUGAAUUUAAGGAUUUACAGAAAAUAAGAGCUCCUCUUGGCACUUGCGAGGGUUUUGAUCUAUCUUCUUUCGACAAACUUAUUCAAAUUUCUAGCAUGAAAAGUGACAAUCCGGUAGAGGCGCAGCCACUUUGGGAGUAUCCAUGCAAAGCAUUAUCUUCAGGUUUUGAUAUCGUAAAACUUGAUCUAACACGGAACGUAAAUUUUGAUGAGCGCAAGAGAAUAACAGGAGAAAUACCUAUUUUAGACAGUGGUACCUGCAAUGGCACCGCUAUAUGGGUGGAUUGGCAAUUAGAUUCGGAUUUAUCGGUAUCUUGUGGUCCGAUUGAAGAAAUUGUACCUGGCAAACGUGUGUCCUGGGAUCCAUAUAUGAGACAAGGCGUGCAUCUAUUUCGUACAGUAUCCAAUGUUACGAAAAAAAGUACACUUUCAUGGUCGUUUACUUUUGUUCCUCAAAAUGGAGAAGUAGAAUUUAAGUUUAAUAUAGUAACGAAUGAUUGAAUGUAUUAAUGAACAUUUGUUAAUUGAGUUUAUUUAAUAUUUUCAAAAUAGU
Messenger RNA from Cyphomyrmex costatus, 2742 nucleotides. RefSeq names its product arginine methyltransferase 7 (gene Art7). Lineage: Eukaryota; Metazoa; Arthropoda; Insecta; Hymenoptera; Formicidae. The coding region runs from base 546 to 2690 and encodes 714 amino acids. The transcript is spliced from 11 exons. The record is from RefSeq and is a predicted model, not a curated record. Gene Ontology annotation, molecular function: protein-arginine N-methyltransferase activity; histone methyltransferase activity. Gene Ontology annotation, biological process: chromatin remodeling; peptidyl-arginine methylation, to asymmetrical-dimethyl arginine.